AUGACCAAUGGCAAGAUCCUGGGUAUUGCUAUUGACAUGACCGCCUACAACAAGGGCCGGCUGCAGUCCUCCUUCUGGAUUGUGGACAAACAGCACGUGUAUAUCGGCAGUGCUGGUUUGGACUGGCGAUCCCUAGGACAGAUGAAAGAACUUGGUGUCAUCUUCUACAACUGCAGCUGCCUGGUCCUAGAUUUACAAAGAAUAUUUGCCUUAUAUAGUUCAUUAAAAUUCAAGAGCAGAGUACCUCAGACCUGGUCCAAGAGACUCUAUGGCGUCUAUGACAAUGAAAAGAAAUUGCAACUUCAGUUGAACGAAACCAAAUCACAAGCAUUUGUGUCGAAUUCUCCGAAGCUCUUUUGCCCCAAAAAUAGAAGCUUUGACAUAGAUGCCAUCUACAGUGUGAUCGAUGAUGCCAAGCAGUAUGUGUACAUUGCAGUCAUGGACUACUUGCCUAUCUCCAGCACAAGCACCAAAAGGUCAUAUUGGCCGGACCUUGAGCUUGCUAUGCGGAAAGCAUUAGUUUUGGCGAGCGUUAAAGUUCGACUACUUAUAAGCUUCUGGAAGGAAACUGACCCCCUCACGUUUAACUUCAUUUCAAUCCUUAAAAAGCUAUUUGCAACUGAAAUAGCCAACUGCAGUUGAAAAGUUAAAUUUUUUGAUCUGGAAAGAGAAAAUGCUUGUGCAACCAAAAGAACAAAGAAUCACCACCUUUCCCUAAAUUAAAUCGCAACAAAGUACAUGGUGACAGAUGGAGCAGCCUAUAUUGGAAACUUUGACUGGGUAGGGAAUGAUUUUACCCAGAAUGCAGGCACAGGCCUUGUUAUCAACCAGGCAGAUGUGAGGAACAACAGAAGCAUCAUCAAGCAGCUGAGAGAUGUAUUUGAAAGGGACUGGUAUUCACCUUAUGCCAAAACCUUACAGCCAACCAAACAGCCGAACUGCUCAAGCCUGUUCAAACUCAACACCCCCUCCAACAAAACUGCCACUUACACUGCAAGUGGGAGGGAGUCCUGA
Castor canadensis (American beaver) is the source of this 1014-nucleotide messenger RNA. Lineage: Eukaryota; Metazoa; Chordata; Mammalia; Rodentia; Castoridae. The record is from RefSeq and is a predicted model, not a curated record.